AUGGGUAACGACGGUGGCAGUAUCCCAACCCGACGCGAACUGGUCAAGGAGGCCGCCCGCGACCCGACCACCACCGAGAUCAAGCAAUCGCAACACGAACGACAAGAAUAUGCCUGGUCUACCGAUCCCAUCACUCGCAAGCCUCUCGCCCCGCCCAUCGUCUCCGAUUCCAAUGGCAAGCUGUUCAACAAAGAGUCUAUAAUCGAAUAUCUACUGCCCUCCGACCACGCCACAAUCACAAAGGCCGACGCCGACUCAGUACUCCAAGGCUCCGUCAAGAGUCUGAAAGACGUUGUCGAGAUCAAGUUUGACAUCGACACCAACGCCAACAAGGACUCCAAGAACCCCUUCAAGUGCCCCGUUACUGGUGAGCGUCUAGGUCCUGGCCAAAAGGCCGUCUACCUCGUUCCCUGCGGUCACGCCUUCUCUGCCACCGCCAUCAAGGAGGUUUCAGGAGAGCGCUGCGUCACUUGCGACCACGAGUACGCCUCCAACGACAUCAUCCCAAUCUCGCCCACCACACCUGAAGACAUCGCUCGUCUGAGUCUUCGCGUCAAGACUCUGAAAGAAAAAGGUCUCGCCCAUUCUCUCAAGAAAGCCGCAAAGGAAUCAAAGAAGCGCAAGAAGCGUGACCAAGUCGACGAGGUUCCACCUCUGGUCCAAAUCAUCGAUCAGAAAGAAGCCAACAACAUCAACAAUUCUUCAACCGCUGCACUGACAGCAAAGGUCCUUCAAGAGCAAGAAGCGAAGAAGCGAAGGAUGCACAACGACAACCUCAAGACACUAUUCUCAUCCAGAGAUCAGAGCAAGCCGAUAGGCAAGAGUGCCGACUUCAUGACAAGAGGCUAUGACAUCCCCGCUGGCGCAAAGAGGUGA
Aureobasidium namibiae CBS 147.97 is the source of this 876-nucleotide messenger RNA. Its product is annotated as DUF602-domain-containing protein. The transcript has a single exon. Gene Ontology annotation, biological process: mitotic DNA replication termination; site-specific DNA replication termination at RTS1 barrier. The coding region runs from base 1 to 876 and encodes 291 amino acids. Gene Ontology annotation, cellular component: nucleus. The record is from RefSeq and is a predicted model, not a curated record. Lineage: Eukaryota; Fungi; Ascomycota; Dothideomycetes; Dothideales; Saccotheciaceae.